AUGGCACCCUCUCAAAUUCCUAGUUUCAUAAAUGGCCUAAGGAUUUCGAUUUCCGUUUUGGAUGGUAGCGAUGGCUUUCGCAUUUUCUCCAUCAAUAGCUGUGACAAGGUUGAGGAAAUCUACGCCAGAGAUUCGGAGCAUAUCAUUUUGAUCGAGCGCCUAUUCAAUAGCUCUCUGGUGGUGAUGGUCACUGCCGAGAAACCGCACUGCUUGCAAAUGUUGCACUUCAAGAAGAAUCAGAAAAUCUGCAAUUGUGUCUACCCUACGAAUAUACUCAGCAUACGCAUGAAUCGUACGCGUUUGAUUGCCUGUCUAGCGGAGAGCAUACACAUUCACGACAUACGCGACAUGAAGAUGCUCUAUGCCAUUGAGAAUAUUGCACCCAACGAGCUGGGCUUGUGUUCCCUAUCGCUAAACUCGCACUUAGCCUUUCCCAUCUGCAGUACCAGCGGUGAGCUGCGUCUCUACAAUGCAUCCAAACUGAAGCCAGGCAUCACAAUUCGGGCGCAUGAAAGUCGUUUGUCGGCAUUGAAUUUCUCACCCAGCGGCCAACUGCUGGCGACCGCCUCGGAGCGUGGCACUGUGAUACGUGUGUUCUGUGUGAAGACUGGUCAGCGCGUGCAGGAGUUUAGACGCGGCGUGAAACGUUGCGUACGCAUAGCAUCGCUGGUAUUUUCGGUUAAUGGACAAUUUCUCUGUGUCACCUCGAAUACAGAGACAGUGCAUGUAUUCAAAAUCGAUGAAAAAGCAGUGAUGACGGCGCUAGAGGCUGACGCUUUGAAAGCGUCAAAUACUGCCGCAGCUGCUAAACAAUUGGAAAAGCAGUCGACGCAGCCGGGCAAAAGUGAAGCGCAAAUUGAAAAUGCUGUAGCGCCAGCUGCUGAUGCAUCGCUUGUCUCCACAUCGCCGGGCGCCUCGGGUAGCGGCUGGUCCGAUUACUUUUCGAAGGCUGUAUCCUCAUAUCUCUUGCCAACGCAAGUGAGCGAUGUGCUCGCGCAGGAUCGCGCCUUCGCUACGGCGGUCAUAGCACAGCCUGGCAUGCGUCACAUUUGUGGACUGACAUACGUGCAGAAGCAAUUGAAGGUGUUGAUCGCCAGCGAGGAGGGUUUCCUCUACAUUCACGAAUUCAGUGCGGAACGCGGUGGCGCUUGCAAAUUGGAAGCGGUACAUGAUCUACGCGGUGCGCUAGACGGUGUCGUAGAGCUCAGCCUCUCUGAUAACGCUNGCGGCAGUGAAGCGAAAAGUAAAAAGAGCCCUAUUCCACGUUGCGUCUUACAAAAUCCAGAUCCAGUGCGGGAUAAUUCAUAUGCCGGUAUACUAAAAGGACAACAGGCAGCCAAUUCGCUAACGGACUCUGCCAAGUACCGUAAACUUUGUGAUGCCAUUGAUACGCCGAGUAAACUCUUUGAUGAACGUCAAUUUCCGCCAGUGGCCAUUGCAGCCCGCGAUUGACUAACAAAGCGAAGGAGUGAAGAAAAGGAACGUUUUACGACAGCUGUUGCGAAAGCUUAAAUUUAUAUAUAAAGAAUUUAGUGGCAAUUUAUUUAUAUACAUAUGUAGAUUUGCUUGGUUUGCGUCUGAAGCUUUCUCUUGUAUUUAGGUGUAUAGUGGCACAGCUGGUUGAUUAAAAAAUAUGACAUGCAUACAUACUACAUAUGUAUGCCAUUAAUUAAAAAUAAUAAUUUAGCGAAAUUUAAAAAGCGUAUCAAUUUAGCGAUUAAUUAUUGUUUGAAUGUUGUAUAAAAUUCUAUUAUGAAAGCUAUUUUUUUAAACGUGGAAUGUUAGAAAAUACAUACAUAUGUACAUAUGCAUACGUACAAGUAUUAAUAUUAGUUUUAACACAGGCAAAUUAUGUAUAAAUUUAGAUACAUGCACACGCAUGUAGCAUAAAAGCAAAAAAAGAAAAAUUUAAAAUAUCUGUUAGUAAAUUAAGCUUAGUAAGCAUUUAUAUAUACAUAUUAUAUUUCUAUGUUUACGAUAUUUUCUGCGAAACUUUGGCCCAUAAAGCGACUAUAAUAUAUUUUCAAUAUAGGGCCCAAUAUGUUGCGCUCUCUUUUCCACUAUGGCAUAGACAGGCGGCGACGUAAAUCCGGAUUAACGGUGCAGUUGAUCUGAGCAAAAUUCUACCCUGGCAGACGUCAGUGUUGCGUAUUAAGUAGGUCAGAAAAAUUUAUUAAAAAAUUUUUGAGUUCCUUCAAUUAUUACUUUUAUUUUUCAAACGUAAUUAUAGU
Molecule: messenger RNA, 2231 nt
Organism: Rhagoletis zephyria (snowberry fruit fly)
Lineage: Eukaryota; Metazoa; Arthropoda; Insecta; Diptera; Tephritidae
Gene: Atg18b
Product: Autophagy-related 18b
Molecular function (GO): protein binding
Source: RefSeq, a predicted model, not a curated record